AUGGCUGAGGUUAGCGACGGGAGUGCAGAAGUGAAGAAAAACAGCGGUUUGGAGGUUGACGAAGAUGAGAUCACAUUCAGUGACAAGGUUGCGCAGGCAAUCGACGGUAUCGGACGCAGCGAACUGUGCCGUGCAGACGUGGACGUCAUCGACCAGAUCAAUCGGCUAUUUCCAACGGAGCAGUCGUUGUCGCAGCUGGACACGGUGAUGCGUUCCAUCGAGGACGAGAUUGUUGGCUUGGAUUCUCAACUUGCCGAGCUGGUCGAAACGCAUGGCGAAGCGGGCAUCGAAGGAGAUCAGGCUCUGUGCGAGGCUCAUUCGUCAAUGGAGGAGUUGGAGGAGCGCGUUCGAGCAAUUUGCUUGAAAACACAAUCCUCGGAGAGUGUCGUACAGGAGAUGACACGCGAUAUCAAGCAGUUGGAUCAUCGCUACGGUGAUAUUGCGUCGCAAUUGCCGGCCGUUUUAAAUGUUCUGCAGCUUUUUGGCCCGUACAUGGAGGUGGAGCACAUAAAAAGUGUGGCUGAACAGUUGGAGCGAUUGAAACAACGGCUAGCCAUUCAGCUUGUUGCCGACCUCAAGCGAUCAUUUCAGGCAUCUUUUUCAGUCUUUCAUUUGCUUGGAUCACUGGGCCAUCGUUAUGGGGGGCUAUAA
Gongylonema pulchrum is the source of this 651-nucleotide messenger RNA. Lineage: Eukaryota; Metazoa; Nematoda; Chromadorea; Rhabditida; Gongylonematidae. The record is from the annotation of a GenBank genome assembly.